This is a messenger RNA of Peromyscus californicus insignis, 15991 nucleotides long. Its product is annotated as putative sperm motility kinase W. The transcript is spliced from 6 exons. The coding region runs from base 2013 to 3536 and encodes 507 amino acids. Gene Ontology annotation, biological process: microtubule cytoskeleton organization; protein phosphorylation; intracellular signal transduction. NCBI's taxonomy places the organism in Eukaryota, Metazoa, Chordata, Mammalia, Rodentia, Cricetidae. Gene Ontology annotation, molecular function: tau-protein kinase activity; ATP binding; protein serine/threonine kinase activity. Gene Ontology annotation, cellular component: cytoplasm. The record is from RefSeq and is a predicted model, not a curated record.
GCCCCUCCCCCUUGCACUAAGUCUGCACAAAGUGUCCCACCAUAGGCACUGAGUUCCAAAAAGCCUGCUUAUGCACCAGGCAUGGAUCCCGAUCCUACUGCCUUGGGGGCCCCUAGCCAGUUCAAGUUAAGCAACUGUCUCGCCUAUCCAGAGGGCUUAGUCCAGUCCCAUGGGGGCUCUUCAGCUAUCAGUCCACAGUUCAUGUGUUUCCACUAGUUUGGCUAGUUGUCUCUGUACUUUAUCCCAUCAUGAUCUCAAUGCCCCUUGCUUAUAGAGCUUGGCCCAAUCAGACAUGGAUCUCUGCAUCUGCUUCCAUCAGUUACGGGAUGGAGGCUCUAUGAUGACAGUUAGGGUAUUCACUGUUCUGAUUACUGGAGUAGGCCAGUUCAGGCACCCUCUGGACUAUUGCUAAUAGUCUAAGAUGCGGUCAUCCUUGUGGAUUCCUGAGAACUUCCCUAGCAACCUGUUUCUCUCUAGUCCAAUGAUGUCUUCAUUCAUCAUGGUAUCUCUUUCCUUGCUCUCCCACUCUGUCCUUUUUCCAGCUCAAACCUCCCCAUUCCCUUAUGUUCUCAUCCUCCAUUCCUUGCCCUCCAUUACCCCAUCUCACCCCAGUUUGCUCAUGUAGAUCUCAUCUAUUUCUCCUUCGCUUGGCUAUCUAUGUGUCUCUCUUGGCGUCUUCAUUGUUAGCUAGCUUCUCUGGAGCUGUGGGUUGUAAUCUGGUUAUCCUUUGCUUUACAUCUAGUAUCCACUUGUGAGUGAAUACAUACCAUGUUUAUGCUUCUGAGUCUGGGUUAUCUCAGGAUAUUUUUUAUAUUUUUAUACACAUUCCCAUAAGCAAUUGCAUGAUACAUUUCCAUACAGGCCUACACUGUACUUGAUCAUAUUCCCCUGCACUAUGUCCGUCCCCCACCAUAUCUUUGUGACUGAUCCUGUGACUUUUACACAAGCCUAGCCCUCUCCUUCCUCAUGAGCAGGAGAGACAAAGUAGAUCCUGUUUCUGUUUGUGGACCUGCCUUGUCUCCUGUAAAACUCUAUCUAGUUGAGCUACUUUCCUUAGAACACAACAGUUCUCUAGCCACUGUGCUGAGUGUGGAUUCUUCCCACAGUCUCCUUAUGUGCUAUGCUGUUGUUCCAUUUGUUACAAAUGUUACUUCUGUCAUUGGGACUGUGAACAAAGGGCUCUUUAGUGUGUUGCUGAGAUGGAGGUGAAGUAUCAGGGACUCUGAUGAAUGAUCUUCACAUCUAUGUUCAUCAAGGAAAGGAGCUCACACUCGCUCCUUUUAUUGAGCUUGCUUGGUUGUGGGAUCAGGCUAACACUGGCACAGGGAUGAGUUUGGAUGUGUUCUUAGCUUUCUCUUUCUUGAAUUAUUUUCUAUAACCCUGGUCUUCAUUCUUCUGCAAAGCUUCGAAUGAUUCAAGGAAUCCAUGAAAUCUGGGCUCUGCCUUGUUUGGAGCUGUUUUUGUCGCCAGUCCAAACUGGUUGCUUAUGACUUAUGUGUUUAAAUGUUUUUUAUUUUGUCUUAACUCAAUAUUCAUACAUGUCUAGGAAUUCCUUUCAUAUUUUAAAAUUUUCUGGAGUUUAAAAGCUGUAACAUCCCUGAAAGAGCUUCUGGACUGUAGUUGUAUCAGUUACAACAUCAACUUUUCUAUAGUGUAAUUUUAUCUGAGCUCUCUUGAUCAGCUUUGUGAAGGGGUUUGCAUUGUGGCACAUCCUUGCACAGAAGCAGCUCAUUCUUUCAGGAAUCUCAGGAUUUUUCUUUGCAUGCCAACUUUACUUCUACCAAAUCUGAUCUUUCCUAUGAUUCCUCAUCCGCUGUCUUGGGUUUUGGUUCUUCUAGUACUUUUAUAUCCUUGAAGAGCAUCAUUAGAUUGUUUGGGAUAUAUCAGAUUUCAUAACAGAGAAUCCCAAGAUAUGUCCUCCCCUUCUAAAACUGCAUUAAACUUUUUCUUUUAGCAUUGUGUGGGUCUGAAAUUUCCCACAAGAUAAAGUGGUUGAAAUUGAGCAGAACACCAUGGACAGCCAAAUAGAAGAGGAAAUUCUUGAAAAGGAUUUCAGGAUGUUAACAUCUCUAUGGUGUGGUUCAUUCAGGGGGGCGAAUCUGGCCUGCCACCUUCCCACACAUACACAAGUGGCUGUCAAGGUUCUUGAGAAAAACACCAACAGUGUGGCUGACAUCAGCACUCAAGUGAACAUCCUUCAGUCUCUGGAACACAGGAACAUCGUUCGACUUUUUGACAUGAUCGACACACUGUCAACCACUUACGUGAUUAUGGAGUAUGUGGCAGGAGAAGAUCUGGAGAGCUGCCUCAGGGCACUGGGCUGUCUAAAGGAGGAGGAGGCUAGAGGGAUUUUCCGGCAGGUGGUGUCAGCGGUUCACUUCCUCCACCAGAGACACAUCGCACACCGUGAUAUUAAAUUGGAAAACAUCCUAGUCGAUGCAGCAGGAAAUGCAAAGCUUUGUGACUUUGGGAUGGCGAUUGAAAUCACAGAGGGGCAGAUGUUGCAGGAGAUCUGUGGCUCCUUGCUCUAUUGGGCCCCAGAGAUCUUGGCAAGAAAACCCUAUGAUGGACUGGCAGGUGAUAUGUGGAGCUUGGGUAUCGUUCUAUAUGUCCUGGUCACAGAGCACUUUCCAUACAUGGAAGAAACCCUUGAUGGUAUGCACAGGGUCAUCACCACCACAAUGUGUCCCAUUCCCUACCAUCUGUCAAAACCCUGUCACAUCAUCAUUGCCCAACUACUCACGGUCCCCACCUGGUACCAAUAUACAAUCUCUCAGCUUGUGGAACGAUCAUGGCUGGGCCCCAUUCAAGAAAAUGUACUGCCUGCCACCAAAGAAAUCCUGCCCAGGGUCGUGGAGAUUAUGUGCACCAUCGGCUAUACCUGUGAGGAGAUUGUGUCAUCCCUAACUCACAGGCGAGAAGAUAAUCAUGUAAUGGCUACGUGCAACAUUCUCAAAUAUCAGCUGAGUUGUGGGGACAGCCAUCUUCAAGAUCAGAUGCCCUGGCUAACUAGCAGCCCUGCAGGUCCUGUUUGCCUCCCUCUCCCCUUGACCAGGAGAGCCAGUGAACCAGCGUUUACAACCAGUACACAAGCUGGCAAGAUUCACUUUAAGGAGGAGGGUGUGGAAGAAAGACACAAAAGAUGUAGAAGCUACACCAUGCCCCACACAUACUCCCUCCCGGACGAUCUGCCCUGUUCAGACAACACAGUCCCAGAAAGAGAUGCUCUUAUGGCUGAAGUCAUCAACACUGCUACAGAGGACAUUGCAGUCAACAGGAAUUCUGUUGUCUUGGAUGAAACACCCACAGGAUUUCUGAACCUGGACUUCUCUGAAGAAGAUUCAUCCCAAGAGUCAGACAUUCCCAGUGACCAGCCCCAGGUGGCACCCACAACAUCUGGAUCCAGGCCAUUCAGGGUCUGGAAACUGGUGAGGAAGCAAAUUUCCCAGGCCCUGAGAGCACUGUGCUGCUGCUGCUGCUGCAGCUGCUGCUGCUGCCUGCCCACCCCAAGUGUGGAAACUGAAAUGAACCAAUAGAAUUCCAGACCUGGUGAGGAGUGAGUGCCACAGAAGUGAGUCAGAACUGAUCUCCAGAUUGCCAGCUCCUUCCAAUCCAGGGCAACAGGCUCCUGCCUCCAGCGAUUGGGUCUGAGCUGCCAUUCUGCAUCUUUUUGAGCUUAAUCCAGCUUCAGAACUGUUGUGGAACAAUGCGGGGUCGUAAGGCACAUGGACCCCAAGACCCUCUCCCUUCCUAGCUUUGGUUGUGCUUGUAGGACCACUCACACUGCAUGGAAAACAGCAGCCUCUACCAUCGGGAAUGAUGAUUAUACCAAUCUCAGCUGCUCAUCAUCUUGGUCACUUUAACCCUCAACUUACUCUGUGACUGCCUUUUGGAAAGAACAGCAAGACCUGUGUAAGUCCUCUGGAGAAUGGAGGUGGGUGAAGGAAAUAAUGGGGACGAAUUGAAAAACAGUUUCGAGACAGGAACAUGGGACAUGAGAGUUGGUGUAAACUAAGGAGUAGAGUCUGUUCUGAGGAACUUCCUGUCAACAAAGUAGCAUGAAAGAGAUGUGUGUGCUGAGCUGCCACAGGGGCCGUGCACAGUCUACAGCAGGAACGAACCUGCCCUGAAGUGCAGAGUGGGAGGGAGCUAGGGACAGCCAGCAAUGAGGAGGAGAGGGCCUGCUCCGAUGGUUCCUAUCAUGUGUCAAGGCACACAGGUAGGAUGUUUUCUUGUAAAUAACAUCCUGUUCUUUCCUACAGAUCUGGGGUGUAGCAGGAGAAAAGUGCAGCACUAUUGGUCAGUAGAUUCCCGUCCUCCUCAGUGCUGAGUAAGUCCUGUCUGUUAAAGUCACUAAGAGAGGCACUUUCCUUAUUCUUUUGGGUUUUAUUGGGGAAAGUGAAAUGGUCUACUUGAACUACAGUCUUGGUGUGGUGUGGUGCAGCAGGAAGGAUCCAGGCUGGAACUCUGUGUCCUGUGUGAUGACACGUUAGGGCUACAGGUUCCAGUAUCCAUCCUCCAGGUGUAGGGUCUCAGCUGCCAUCUUCCCCAUCCUUCACCUCACUGCUGCCCCUGCACUGUUGUUGAACAUCACUAAGUAGUCACGUGUAGCAUCGACCCAAUGAAUGUCUACAUCCCUCAUGGUUCCUGUAGAACCAGGGUUCCCCGGCAUCUACAAGGGCUGCCUCUGUCAACAGGAAAGACUGGGACACGGGUCUCAGGCUUCCCUCAUCUUUGAUCACUUCAUCACCUCCAAACUGCUUUCUGACAGUCUUUUAGAAGAUGCAGGAACUGUAAAUCCAGUGGGAGACAGAGGGAUGGAGAUAAGGGGUGAAACAGGGGAAAGGAGGUGGAGAGGAUGAAGAGGAAAUGAGAGGACCUGGAGAGAGGGUAGAGUCUGUCCAGAAGAGCUUACCUGCAAUGAGUGGAGAAAAGGAGGUUUUGCUGGGUUAAGGGUCUGAAAAAGUGAGUCCAGGAACAAAUGUCUCAAACAGAGCAGAGUGUGACCUUGGGUGUAUUGCCAGCCUUGAGGAGGAAUGGACCCUGUUCUGAUGGUUCCUGGCAUACGUCAAUGUAGUGAAGUAUGAGGCUGCUUUGGAAAGGGACUUCCAUUCUGGGCUACUGAAGAAGGGUCUGGCAGAAGAGAAGGGUGGCUCGAUCCUGCAGUGGAGUCCUCUCCUGCUCCUGUCUGACAUGUCCUUUGGCAGAUCUGAUGACAUCUAUGUCUUUGUCUCCAUAGCCUUCUCCAUUCAGGCUUCCGAUGUUCCCCCCCCCCCCCACCUGCUGAUCCAAGAAACUUGCAUCAUUUUUCCAUCUCAUGGAGGGAUUUAUAACUGACAUUGACCUUACAUUAACAUUGUUCUGUCCCAGUGUGGGAAGGUAAGUAGGCAUUGCCAGGCCGAUCCUGACUGAGUAUGGCCUCUACAAGAACAGCAGCCAUGGGAAUUCCCUAUGACCAAUGCCCACCACUGGGGUCAGUCUGACAAGGAAACCUUGAUCAUCAUGGAUCUCUUGAUGACAGCCCCUGGUGCUGUGUGAAGCACUGGUGAGUGUAGUGUCUGAACUGGUUUCCAGGUCACCUUCCAGGUAGGGAGCAGCUCACUGAUUUACAAGGGGAAAUGAACUCGACAGGGAAUCCAGGGCCCUAAUCUGUGUGAAUCAGGCACCUGAAGGUAAGGUUGAGUACAGUAAGUAUCUGUGUGUGGUAGAAGAUGAGUCUCUGAAGCCUGGUCUUGAUUUCAUGAAGAAAAGGAUCCCAUGAAGUAGCAUGUGCCAGCCUCCCUGUCACAGAGGGAAAGUUAUCACUGACUUGCUCAACCUAACAGCAAUGGGAGACUGAGAGACUGCAGAGGUGUGACAAGGGAGGAACUAUCUUCUCUGUUACAGUUGGCCUGUACAUCUUCAUUCUGACCAUCUGACCCUGGCCUGUUAGCAAACACUGAGGCAAACUAAAUGCUCUUGCCAGAUUUCUUCCCAGUGACUGACAGCCAGCUUGUGCUGUCUCUUACUUCUAGAACCCUGACCAUCUGGUGAGUCCCAUGUGCACAGAAGAUCAGUCAGUUUGUUCAGGAAGAGAGAGAAAUUUUCAGCUUGUGGGUAUCACCUGGUGUCAGGCUGGGUUUCUGCUGCAUAUCAGUGAAGGCAGGGCUGAGAAAUGGUUGAGGAGUCUGUUGAAUUCUAGAUAUGAGAUAGGGAAAUUUCCUGAAUCCUCAUUUGAUAGUUUACUUUUUUUGAGACUGGAUCUCAAUAUAGCCCUGUCUAUCCUGAGACACUCUGUGUAGAACAUGCAGCUCUCAGCCUCACAGAGAUUGACCCCCUCUCUGUCUCCUGAGUGCUGUGAUUACAGAUGUGUUCUCCCAUGUCUAGCUUUAUGUACUGUAUGUAUAGCAUCAAUGGUAAAUUCCUCAAACAUUUGAGGGAAAGGAGACAAGUUCUGUGCUUCUUUCAUCUCAACAGGGUCAGGAAUUGAACUGAAGGUUCUGUCAUCCAGGAUGGACUACAAACAGCAGCAAAGAACGAAUCUGCCCUUCAGAAUAGAAGUCAAUGUCCACCAGUGAACAGAUACCUGGAGGGAUGAGCUCUCUACAUCAGGAGACACACGGGGGCAAUUUGAGGUGUGGCCUGAGAAAGCAGAAGUUGGAGCUCUGCAGGAAGUCCAGAUGGCAAUGUGCCCACUUCCCCAGCAUGAAGGGUCUCUUUCCAGCACAGGAGGAGGAAAAUGACAGCAAGCUAGAGGAAAAUGGGUACCACUUCAGAUGGAAUGCUGGGACAUUGCUCCACUUUGGAAGUGCCUGGCCAUAUCUUGAAUCAUGGACGCUGAAAAUUCCUGACCUGAGUAUGUGCACACUAAACAUUAGUGACAUGGAGGGAAAAGAGCGCCUCUCCCCUCCCCUUCCUAGCAGACUAGCAUGCACUGUCUGAGCUCCAGAGGAACUCAGAAGCUGCACACAGCAACAGGAGGACAUGCUGUGGAGGACAAUGACAUGGUUUCUCUUCCACCAUCCAACUACAGACAACCACCCCCAAAUUACCAACAAGAUCUGGGCAAUCUACAGAUAACCCAGGAAACCUGCCUGAGCAGGUAAAGAAAUAUCUCAGAAGAGCCUUGGAAAUUAAAUGUGCUUCUCUUUCUGAAUUCAAGAAUGGAUCUCCAGAGAAGGGCAGUAUCCAUGGAUCAUCUGUCCCAGGCCUCCAUUAACAAAGAGAGGCAGAACUUGAGGUCAUAUAUUUGGCCCAUUUCUCACUGGUAUUAGGCAGAGACAGUUUUUAAACAAAUUACUGAAGUAUUUAAUUAGAAUUCCAACAUAACUUCGAUAACUUGAAAUUCAGAAUGCUUUGACUCCUUCCUGGAUGAGAGAAAUCCAAAGCUAUAUGAGCUCUCAGGUUCUACCAGUUGUUAUUCUAAAGGGGACAGAUGUUUGCACUUCAUCUAUAGACUCAGCAAAACCCAAUCUGAUGCUCAGUCACAAGAUGUAAAAAGCAAAGGGACUGAAACCUAGAAGACAUGGCAGAGAACAGGAGAGAUCCCUCCAGACCCCGAUCUUCUUCUUCCAGGACUAUACACCAAGCCUCAGAGAUCCAAAGGGAAGUAAUGGAGACUGGAUACAUGGAACAGAACAGAAAGCUCAGAAACACACCCAGUGAGAUCCUGCAGGCUGAUUUUCUCAUAGUCACCCAUGAAAAUCAAGGCAGAGAGAAUGGCUUGUCCACAAAUGACUGCAGAGGAAGAUUUAAAAUCAAACAAUAGGGAACCCUUUGAAAAACUGAACACAGCCACCAUUUCAGCUGACACCAAAUCCAAACACUGUAAUGUUCACAUAAACUUAUAGAAGAGGACUACAUGAUUUCCUGCCUUAUAAAAAGGAGAAUCAGAAAUAACCCGGAGAAGAUGAACUGUGGACUCAGGAUGCCUGCUGCCACCAGACAUGAAAUACAGAGGCUGGAGCAUGGCUGGAACAGACACUCCCCAGGACGUCUAGAGAGAGCCUGGCCCCUGACACACCCCGGCAGACAAGAAAUCUCUGACAGUGAAUGUUGUGUGGCUGUGAGGAGGUGGAGGUGUAGUGUGUGCUGUGUGGUGUGAGGAGAGCUGAAACCUAUCCCAUUGUUGGGAUGGAGAUGAGCUCUCCAGCUGAUCUGUUAACAGCACUGUGUGGAUGGUCCAGUCAGCUGGGGAAAGCAGCAGGGCUGACCCCUAGAUACUCACAUGUGUUAUCCAUGCCCCUCCCCUUGUUAACAACGGACAUACAGUGUAAGGACAUGAAGGACGCCCCUCACCCACACUCACCACAGAGUUCUCUAGGUAUUAGGACUAGAUAUUCAACUCCCCUUCUGCUGUCCCACACACAAUGCUAGAUUCUAGACCAUGCUAGACAUGCCUCCAACCACAAUGUACUAAGACCUGGGGAAAGGUAUCAGGCCCUGUUGGACACUUGUCCUCCUGACAAGGACACACAGUUACUGCUUGGUUCAAAGACUCCAGGAAUCUUCCUGCACUGACGUACAACACUAGGUAUAAUGCAGCAUGAGCCACUACAGCCAUGCAUCCUCACUUGCACUACCAGCUGUCAGACAAUGAUAACCAACUUCUACAUCACACACACACACACACACACACACAAAAAAAAAACCCUCUAAUACACUUACUUCAAAGUAUCAGUCAAUCAAUACUUCCCACAAAAUCACACAUUGACUGCUGUGUGUCAGCCCUUACUGAACAAAUGCUCACAAACAACUCCCAUGUAUUCUUAAAUUGGGAUGGAGAAUGUCACUCAUGUAUCCCUUAUUAACAACUCCUUAUCAGGCCAUACUGGAUACUCUCUUGCCACUGUACCCAAACACUCUGCUACUAUUGGACCCCACUUGACACCCUAACAUCACUGAAAUUCCACAUACAUUGCUAGGGUUCAGGCCCUCUUGAAUAGCACACCCCACCACCACAAUCUACAGUGUUAGUAUCAGGGCCCCCAGGAUACCACAUUCCAUCAACCCAUAUAUCCCUGUUGGAUUUCAGACCUGCUGGGCAUUUGAAACUCUAUGGCAACUCCUACAAGGCUAGCUAACGGCCCUGGAAUGCACACAUCGCCCUGCAGCUGCCUCAUGUGCACUGCUAGGUGUCAGGCUCUGCUGGCUCCCUCAGUGCCACACACACACUCUGAAGUGUCAAGCACAUUUGGACAUCACAUCGUGCACUGCCAACCUACUUCAAAAUGGGUGAUCAGACCCUGAAGGACAUCAGCUCAGCCAUAAGCUGACACACACUCAGUAGGGAUUGUGCAGAGCUUGACACCCCGCUCUUCAACUGCUCCCCUCUGACAUACAGUUAUCAUCAAACACACUGGACACAUCACCACCCCUGUGACCACACAUCCACUCUAGGUACCAGGUCCAGUUUGACUUCAUUCCCCACAUUAAUCGACAGCCAUCAGACCAUUCUGGGAACUUCUCCCCAUGUCAGGUCUUCCACAAUACUUAGAAAUUUGCACAUCUGGACACCCUCCUUCUGCUUAAGACACACCUACACUGCUAGGCAUCAGCUUCUACUGGACUCCUUCCUACGCUAUACCAUGUGCUGGGUCUCAGGUUCUACUGCUGCUUACUGGGUCAUGCUGGACAUUAACCCCUGUCCAAACCACAGUGCAUAUAAAGUGCUGUGUGUCAGGUUCACUUGAACACAGGCUCCAUCACACAUGACAUGCUAGGUAUCAGAGAAGGUUAACACACACCCUUACCCCUGAUAUUUACUACUGGCCCAGUGAACACUGCAAUUUUAAAGGCUCUGCUAACACCUCCAUCACUGACAUAUCAAGUUUCUUGCUGUCAUGCUCUUGCUACCAUUCUGUGCAGAUUUCAGCCAUGUCUAUUGAAGUAUAUUGUAUGCUUGUACAAUAAUUGACUUCAAGCCUUACCCAAAAUAGCACCAUUCUGUUAACAACAUACACUCCCAGACAGGGGCAUGGGUUUAAGCAUGGCUGUUUUAAAAUUAGCAGGGCUUUUGCGGCAUUGGAUGGAUGCAGGAAGAGAAACUUACUAGAUGUGGCCUGUUAUCAUAAUAUCCGGUUCAGGACUGGGGAGUUCUGAGGAUGUAAUACCCAGUAGUGCAUCCAGGCCUCAGGCAGGUGUACAGGAAAGUGUACAGUGUGUUUCAGGCUAUAUGGCAGGGGUAGGAGUGUCCACCAGGGCAGUGGUACAUCGGUGGGUUUGGAAGCAGGCCUGGGGGGCAGUAACUAGUAAGGCCUGUUGUGGGGGCAGUUCCUGAUAGUGGGAUGAGUCUCUGUGGGAGGAGGAUGCUCUGCUGUGUGUCUUAUGAACACAACAGUGUAUAUUGAGUGGCAGCAGUUGGGAGCUGUCUAGAUCCAUUAGGACAUGACACUUAGCAGUCUUUGUAGGAUACCAGGGGAGAUUCCAGCCAUGCCUGUUCAAUAGUAAUAUAUGUGGAGCAGUGCUAAAGAUAGAGAUGUUAUAAGGAAAAGUGUGUGUGUGUGUGUGUGUGUGUGUGUGUGUGUGUGUGUGUGUGUGUAUAAUAUAUAUGUGUAUGUGUGUGAGCACUUGUGCUGAACUUGUGGUAAUGGUCAAUGUGACAAUGCUGCAUUGUCAUGGAGAUAGCUGUCUUAGAGAAAAUGAGUCAGUGACUAGGAAAAUAGAACUCCAGAGUCAGUAUAUUAUUAGUGAAGUUGAUCAGAGAAAGUGUCUUCAAGUUAUAGACUUGAGAGAUUUUGGAGAAUAGGGUAGAAAACAAGAAAUGUGGGAGCUGAUGAAUUCAGGUCUGGGGGAGGAAUUUGACUUUAUUUUUACUGUACCAAGAAGCCAAGUUUUCUCUUUGCCAACAACACUAGGUAUCAUCGUCUGUAAGGUGUCCCCACACUUAAAUUGAAACCACCUGCACAUUGCUAGGUGUCAGGUGCUACUGUGAAAAAUGUCUUCUACAGCAGGUGCCAAACACACAUGCCUAGGCGUGAGGUCCUGCUAGGUCAACUGUCCACUAAAGAAAAUGCUCCUCUCAUACAGUUGGGAAGUCUGUCCUCCAAGAGAUCAACAACGCAAUGGCUAAAGCCCCAUGAACAGGGCUGGGUGUCUGGUCUUUCUAAGGAUGCCCUCACCUACAGCCGCAGAAGCCACAAACAGCUUACCACAUAGUAUAACACAAGUGUCAGGGUCUAGUGUUUAUCUCUUCCCUUACACCACAUAGACAUACAUGGUUAGGUCACAUUCCUGAUAGGAAUCACCUCAGCUACAGCAGUACCACACACCCAGAGCUAGGUGUCACAUCCUGGGACCAUACAGUUGCACAGCUACUUUUCUAGUACUGGUAUCCCUCCCCUAUAGUCAAACACCAGGUACACAGUCACACACUCAGCACACAUGCACUCAUGCACUCUCAUCUAGCCAUCACUUCAACAAAGUCUCCCCCAUUCAGACAAAGCCCUAUUUAUACACAACCAUCAAAGUGCUGCCCUUCUGGGUGUCCAUCCCCUGCAGCCAAACACAUACACAGAGAGAGACAGAGAGACAGAGACAAAGACAGGGAGAGACAGAGACAGACAGACAGAGAGAUACAGAGUCUGAGGUCAGGUCCUGCUGUUCCCACUCCACAACAGAUAAAGCUGUCUACUCAGGGCUAGGUGUCUGGUCCUGAUACAUACCUCUUUUCCUAUAUUCACAGUGCAAUACUCUUACACAGCUAGUUUACCAGUGUGCACCCCCUCCCCUAUAAUCAAAUGCUAGGUACAUAGUCACACCCUCAGAAACACACUUAGGCACACAUGCUCCUACAAAUGCCUUCACGAAUUCAAUGCAAUCUCAGCUAGCUCUCAGGUCCUAGAACACAACCACCAUACAAGGAAAGCCCCACAUACACUUCUAGGUGUUAAGUCCUGUGAGGUAGAGGUAUCACCCAUACAACAAACAAACACACAUCUCUAGGUGUUAGGUCCUGUGAGGUGUCCCACAUAGAGCCAAAGCCCUAUUUACACACAGCCAACAAGGUGCUUCUGCUGCUAGGUGUCCAUUACCUACUGCCAAUCUCUCUGUCACCUCUGCUCUCCUCUCCUCUGCUCUCCUCUCCUCUCCUUACUUUCUCUCUCCCUACUCCUCUCUCUGUUUCUGUCUCUCUCUCUCUCUCUCAUACACACACAAAUACACACACAAAAAACACACACAAACACAUGCACACACAAAAUGUAUGUGCAGGCCCUGCAAGGUAAAACCUUACAUCUAGCCCAUCUCUUAUACACAUAUACAACUAUGUGUCUGUUACUUCUAGACAUUUCCUCUACACAGCAAAAGCCCCACAUACACACAUGGGGCUAGAUUUCUACUCCUGCUGGGUACAAUCUUCCUAGGAGGAUCUCAGGAAGAUCUCUAGAAGGGCAUGGUAUCAAGCUCUGUAAGAGAAACAUACAUACAGCCAAAGCUAGACACAGAAAGCUAGUGUCAGAUACUUUUGGUAUCCCUUCCUCUCUCUGUACUUCCAUAUUUUAUACUCACUUCAGAAGUUUGUGAUUCAGAAACAGCUGAUGGAGAUGAUCUCUGGCAUUUGUCUUUCUGGAUCUGGGUUCUCUCAAUCAAUAUCAUCUUGUCCACAACCAUCCAAUACACAGAUGGCUUAAAAACAAAGAGGAUUACUGUGUUGAGUGUCUGAAACUAGGCCUGUGAUUUUGCAGCUGCAUGCAGUUUACAGGACCACUUCAUUAUUAAUGCCUAAUGUGGGAGAUCCAGGUUGACUGUGGGUGCUACUCUGCCUGUAUAUUGUUCCUGAAUCGUGUAUGAAAGCAAACUGAAGAAGCUGUGAAGAGAAAGUCAGGAAAGGGCUGUCCUCUGAGUCUGCUAGAGUUCCUACGAAACCUUCCCUAAUGAUGGACAUUGACCAGGACAUGGGAGACAAAUAAACUCUUUCUACCACAUUGGGUUAUGUCAGGACCUGUCUAUCAACAAUACGAAGUAUACUAGCACAGUAUCCCAGGACUGGCCUCAAUUCAUAAUCCUCCAGACUUCAUCUACUGACUUUAAAAAUGUAAUAUAAACCUAUAUGAACAAAUAGAAGUUUAAGGUUGACUAGAUAUGAGGGAGAAAACAAAUCAAGGUCCAGGACAAUACAAAUCCAUGGGGUGAGGUUAUUUUAAUGAAGUUAAUCAUAGAAUCACUGCACUAUGUGGAACAUGGCUCAUGAGGUCAGAAUACAUGUUAGCACAUCGUGACCAGCACACACAACCAUUGUAAGACACCUAACCUGGCUCAUGAGAUCAGAGAAUGUGGGACAUUCUGAAUCCUGCCCCAGCACACAUCUCAUCUCAGUUCCUGCAUUCUGGUUGGUGAGGUCAGAAGGGAUACCACUCCUAGAUCAUCCAGUAUCAGGAAGUUCUCCCGCCUAAAAACCAGCACUGUGUGUCUCCAACCCUGAGCUCAAGCAGAACACAGAGGAGCCUAGCACUGCCAAACUCGAAACACCAAGGAUCGAUCCAAACACUCCCCGACACAAAGGAAACAGAAACACUCAAGUAACAAACUAAAUCCAGAUGAGCAAGGCCAGUGACAAAAACUGAAAUAACUUGAAAAACCCAGGACAACAUAACUCCUCCCAAAAUGACCAAUCCCAAAGCAGAGAGACUUAACCAACUUCAAGGUUUGGUAACAAGGGAAGCCCAAUGGCAGAUGCAUGGAUCUCCCUGGGAGGGGGAAAUAAAAGAAUAUGUCCUGGGGGCAGGUGAGGAUGGGAGCAUGAGGAUUUGGGUUGGGAGGUGUAUGAAGGGGUACUCUACUGAAAGAGGUGACUGGAAGAGAGGAGCAUAAUGGGGUCAUGUAGAACAUAAUGCAACGGGAACUCCCCAAAAUCUACAAAGAUAAACCCGGCGAAGACAUCUGGUAAUAAAGGAUACACAGCCUGAACUGGCCAUCUCCUGUGAUCAGAUUGUUGGCUACCCUAAUUGUCAUCAGAGAGUCUUCAUUCAAUAACUAAUGGAAAUAGAUGCAGAGACCCACAGCAAAACAUUAAGCCUCUUUGGGUUCAGAUAAUCCUGCUGAAGAGAGGGAGGAAGGAUUGUGGGAGUCAGAGGGGUCAAGAACAUCACAAGAUAACAGAAACAACCAACCUGGCUCAUAGAAACUCACAGAAUAUGAACCACCAACCAGAGAGCCUGCACAGGACUGACUUAGGCCCUCUACAUACUCUGACAUUUGUGUAGCUUGGUCUACUUGUGGGAUUCCUAACAAUGGUAGUGGGGCUGUCUCUCAGGCUCUUGGGAACCUAUUUGUGAGUCCCUGCUGUGCACCACUCUGCUUCUCAACACAUACUGCUAAGUACAAUCCUAAUUGGACAAGUCUUGACUCACAGAAAUGUAGAGGACACUGAAAUGAGAUGAGGUCUGUAGAUGGACAAGAAAACAUGGCUAUAACUCUAGGAAUAUAUUGGUGUCGUUGAGCAGAUACUUUUGCGGGGUGUGGGGUGUGAGCACUUUUGAAGAUCUGGCAGAUCCAGUCCUGGGUGGUGAUUAGGAUAACCCACAUGGCAGGGACCAUGUCAAGGAAGGACUGAUGCUUCAUUGGUGGAAGGAAACUGCCCAUGAGUAAUGCCCUCAAUGUUUAAGGUUUGUAAUAACAUGCAUGUAUUAUGCAUGUCUUUCCUGAUCUCACCCAGCACCUUACUCCCCAGCUUGCCUAUUUCUGGGUCCCCAGGAAAGUUAAACCACACUGAGAGCAAUGGGUUAUGGAAACCACCUGGUGAGACUUAAGGAGGACAGCUCCACAGUGAUGCAAACCCCAGUAAAGCAAUGUGGAAUGCCAUGACCAUUGACCUUCAGCUGUGUCUUGGCCACAGCAUACCUCCCUUCCCACCUUGGUUUUAAAUCAUACUGUAGUCACUCAGUGUCACACGUUAAUGACCAAGAUCUCAUAUAGACAGUAACACCCAAAUGAUGUUGAUCCUCCAGGGAUUGUAAGAAUGAAGUUAAAGACCAAGGCCAAAGGGCAAGUGGCAUGGCACUCAUGACUAUGGGGUCUGUUCAUUGCUGGUUCAUUGCCCACCAGAAAGAGACAGAUGGAAUCCUUACCAUGAGAACUCCAUGGGGAUGAAAGCUCAGCGGAGUGGGGAGAUUGGAUGAAGGUAAAGGUUUCAUAGCAGCCGAUGCCAGGAGCAACUGAGUGGGUAAGAGGCCUUGGGACUUUAUUUCCCACACUAACACACCUUGUACUUUAUACCAGGCAAGUGUUCCCCAAUCACUAAGGAGCAACUGGGGAUCUGUCUUCACCCUCAGGUACCCUGUCCUUUCUGCAGCCAUCACUGAGCCAGUCCUGGACACCUCUCUGGUACCCUGACUCACAUGUAGACACAACUGAAGGUUCUGACUCCACCUUGUAUUGAUGACUUCUCAGGGAUCACAUGGUUCUCUGGGGAAGACAAAGGGUGAACACUACCCAUUUUCAGUUCUGUAUGAGACCGCUACUGGUGUUAUUUUAGGAAGUAGUCUCCUCUGCCAAUGUGUUCAAGACUACUUCCUGCUUUCUCUUCUAUCAAGUUCAGUGUAUCUGGAUUUAUACUGAGGUCUUUGAUCCACGAAGAUUUGAGUUUUGUGCGUGGUGAUAGAGAUGGAUCUAUUUGCAAUCUUCUACAUGUUGGCAUCCAGUUAUGCCAGCACCAUUUGUUGAAGAAUCUUUCUUUUUUCCAUUGUGCAGUUUUGGCUUCUUUGUAAAAAAUCAGUUGUUCAUAGGUGUUUAGAUUAAUGUCAGAAUCUUCAAUUCGAUUCCAUUGGUCCACAUGUCAGUUUUUUUGCCAGUAUCAAACUGUUUUUAUUACUAUAGCUCUAUAGUAGAGCUUGAGGUCAGGGAUGGUGAUGCCUUCAGAGGUUGCUUUAUUGUACAGGAUUGUUUUAGCUCUCCUAGGUUUUUUGUUUUUCCAUAUGAAGUUGAGUAUUGAUUUUUCCAGGUCUGUAAAGAAUUGUGUUGGGAUUUUGAUGGGGAUUGCAUUGAAUCUGUAGAUUGCUUUUGGUAAGAUUGCCAC